UAUCUAGCCGUCGUUUAGUGUAUGUACCUACCAACAAAAAGUAUACCAACAAAUAGAUGAGGGGCGGCGGUGGAUCACGAUUUGAUACAGCAGGGCACUGUGCACUGCCGCUUGCCGCAGGUGCUGCAACCAUCAUCAUGCACACACAUGCGCACUCUCGAGUCUCUCUACAGAUAAGUAUGUCCCCAGUGAACUAGCCAUCCGCAUCACUGUCACCGCUGUUUUUGGAAUUUGCAGUCUGUGCAUCUGCACUCUCUGCACCACCCCCACAACAUGGCUUCGACUUCGAUUCUCCACAUUGUAUCCCGAUCGGGUUAUUUUUCUUUGAAAAUGAUGUCAUAAGUGUACUUAUAGUUGGCUGUUGUGUUGUGAUACUCGUGGUACAGAGCUCAGAAAGUAAAAUAUAAAGACUUGUUUAAGUUACAUCCUUUACUUUCAAAAGUUUAUCAAAUCAUCUCAAAUCUAAUUUGCUCGAAUUACCGCUCUCUCACAUAUCGACCACACAGACCAACCCAGUACUAUAAUCCAAAUGCGUGUGUGUAUGUGUUCGAGUAACAUCUGAUGAACAAUCUUUAUAAAUUAUCAUCGGACGCCGUGAUGUCAAUCACAGGAACGAGGAGGUUUAUUAGGCGUGUUCCAGCUGUUGUGUUAUUUUUCACAGCUUUAUCCAUCUGAUGUCCGUAGAUCUGUUAGCCACCUUACUUUAAUGAGACAACUAUCAUAAUAAUCAGGGCAAUCAUGGAAACCUCGACUUGUUCAGAACUCGAUUUUGUUUACGAUGACGCUGACACACAUGCCAACGAAAUCGCUGAGCUUUACAGUUACACGGAGCACCCAGAGUUGCAACUCAAUGUUAAAGCUUUCGAGGACCAAAUGCAAUGGUACAAGUUACGUCCGGUUUGGCAAAACCUGACAAUGGACCAACACAAGUCAAUAAUUUUUAAGUUACUCGAUCAGCUGGAAGUAUCGGAUAAACAAAUGCGAAUGAAAGCAGUUAGGUGUAUUUUAUACUUGGCACAGGGCUGCUGGGCAGAAGUUCAAUCUGAUAAAGAGCAACAAGAGUGGGAAAAGAAAAAUGUCAUGCUACUGUAUGAGUGUGGAACAUUUUCGGCAUUUGUUGAAUUGUUGAACAUUGAAAUUGAAAACAGCGCUGCUGCAAGUACUGCCAUAAGAAAAUUGGCCAUGAGUCUUGCAGAUUCAGUGGAUCUUCGUGUUAUAUUGUCUGUUUUAUAUGUUAUUACUGAGGUGAUGAGAGAAGAAAAUAAAUGUUUGGACAAUUCUAUUUAUAAACACAAUGUUGAAUCUUUUAAAGAAGAAUUAUUGAACUCUAGCGAAGAUGAGUUGCUAACUGUAAAACUACUAGGAAUGGUGACAUCUUUCUGCAGUGGGUCUGCUCCACAUUUUCCAAUGAAAAAAGUUUUACUUUUGUUAUGGAAGUUAAUUUUAGUUUCAUUGGGAGGUAUGGAAACUUUAAGAGAACUAAAGAAAACCUAUAGAGAACAGGCUGGUCUUGAUAAUCUUCAAGAAGAUACCAUAGAAGUAGCAAAAGUAAUGAGACCGAGUUCUCCUCCAUCGAGUGCCACAGAUUUAUUAGAUUCGCAAAAUUUAAAGAAAACUAAUAGACCUUUGAGAAGAAGUUUAAUGAAACAAAGUUCAUUGGAUGAGCAAAACUUGGAGUAUGAUUCAAGUAUGAAGCUCAUUAGAAACGAUGAUGGUAUGGAUACUUCGGAACGUGAUGUUGAUGAAGGAGUUUUUUUAAAGGACCCUCAAGUUGGACCCAAUCAAACUUUUUAUGACAAUCCCAAUGAUCAACCUCAAACAAGACCAGAUACCCCUCCACCCACAAAAAUCAAAGGUUUACCGUGGGCUCCAAAAGUUCGUCAAAAAGAUGUCGAUACAUUUUUGGAUGUUUCGAGGCUCAAAUUCGUGGGAUACAAAUUGCAGGGUGAUCGCGAAAGUUUAGCCGGGUUACCUCAGCCGAUUCACGAGGGACUAAGUACUUUGAAAAAACACAUGUAUACUUCACUGGCAGAAAUUCAAAUUCAAAAGGAGGAAGAAAUUGCUAAAAAUCCAAUUAGUACACAAGAACCCACAAUUCGACAAACCGCUACGGAAAUUCUGUAUCAAGCAAUGUUACCUAAUUUACCUCAACAUAUGAUUGCAUUACUAAAAAUACUAUUAGCUGCUGCACCAACAAGUAAAACUAAAACUGAUAGUAUUAACGUGAUGUCUGACGUUUUACCGGAAGAGAUGCCGGUCACAGUAUUACAAUCCAUGAAACUUGGUAUUGACGUCAAUCGUCAUAAAGAGAUUGUUGUCAAGGCAGUUUCGGCCAUAUUACUUCUUUUACUGAAGCACUUUAAAUUGAAUCAUGUCUAUCAAUUUGAAUUCAUGUCCCAGCACCUUGUUUUUGCCAACUGCAUACCAUUGGUCUUGAAAUUUCUGAAUCAAAACAUUUUGGUAUACAUUGAAGCAAAAAAUGUCAUUCCUAUACUCGAUUUUCCAAUGUGUGUAAUUGGUGAUCAGCCUGAACUUACAGUGGAUAAUCUUGAAAUAGGAGAUAAUCAAAAUUAUUCAUGGAGAAACGUGUUUUCUUGUAUUAAUUUACUCAGAAUACUCAAUAAAUUGACCAAAUGGAAACACAGCAGAAUAAUGAUGUUGGUUGUCUUCAAGUCGGCUCCUAUUUUAAAACGAACACUAAAAGUGAUGCAUGGCAUGUUACAAUUGUACGUUUUAAAGCUGCUUAAAAUGCAAACAAAAUAUCUAGGGAGACAGUGGAGAAAAACAAAUAUGAAGACAAUCAGUGUCAUAUAUUCCAAAGUUCGACAUCGUUUGAAUGACGAUUGGGCUUUUGGAAAUGAUUUGGAGGCUAGGCCAUGGGAUUUUCAAGCUGAAGAAUGUACUCUUAGAGCAUGUGUAGAUCGUUUUAAUAACCGGAGAUACUCAAACGCGGUAAGAGACGAAGAGUUAGAACCCGUUGACACGUCGAUAACGUCGGUGCUCGGGACAAAUGUUGAACUGACUGAUGAAUUUAAGCAACACUACGAACUUUGGCUUCAGCAAGAAGUUUUUCAAACUACAAUCGAUUGGGAUGAACUGUUGGGGCCCACGAACUAUGAAAUUUAAUUUUCAUUACAACAUUUACUGGGUCAAGUUGAUAAGAUAUAUUAUGAGAGUGAUGAUUUUUUUACUUUACUGUAUAGUCAUUGAAAGUUUUCGAGUCUUUUACUGAACGCACCGACUGUGGAUUUACUUAAAAACUUGUAAAUAAACAUAAUACGCUUAUAUUUAUUUUACUUAUCUUACAAAAAUACAUAGUCUUCAAACAUCUGUUUGUAGCUUAAUUUUAAUCAAAAUAACUAAUUAACUUGAAAUUUUUAAUAUUUUAAUAAAACGCUUUUUUUUGUAAUACUUGAGAAAUUAUAAAGAUGUAUCAAGAUACUUGAAGCUCAUCUGAUUACCAUGAUUUUUUUGUUACUUAUGUAUACCAUUGUAGUUUGCUUUGAAAAACGUCUUACAAUUUUUGAUUCAGAAAAAUCAUGUUAUAUCAUUGUCUGGAAAAUGUUAAGAACAAUCAUGAUAUUCCGUUUAAUUUAUUUAUCUAAUUAUAAACUAUGAAACAUAUUUACUCGUUGGAAAUUCAUGUUUAUUUUGUCGUUGCCUUGAGUUUUUCUCAAGCAGAGCAUAAGAUUCCCCAGUGAUGCGAAUAAAUUGAUAAUAAUAACAUCCGGUUAUUUCUUUAUUAUAUAAAGA
Copidosoma floridanum is the source of this 3753-nucleotide messenger RNA. RefSeq names its product striatin interacting protein (gene Strip). Lineage: Eukaryota; Metazoa; Arthropoda; Insecta; Hymenoptera; Encyrtidae. Gene Ontology annotation, cellular component: cytosol. Gene Ontology annotation, biological process: cytoskeleton organization. The record is from RefSeq and is a predicted model, not a curated record.